UGGCAGACAAGUGGCAAAUUGGUGUUAAAAUGGAGAAAAAAACCUUGGGAGAAACCAGGCUUAGUCGGGGUGCCAGUUCUCCUCUGGCCAACAGUGCUUUGUUACAAUUCAGGUUGCUAUCAUAAGUCCAAUAGGAUCGCAACAUUAAAAGUAUUUAUUUCAGUUCCAUCCAAUUGAGGAUCGUAUUCAUCACGCCGGUAUGGACGGUUGUUGAGGAACUGUGUCGUGGCUGUCGUGUCGAUGAGGCCCUCACAGUGGAUGAUCUAGUUGACUCAAUCUCUGCUGAUACGUCAGGGCUGCGUUGUGGUCGUGUCAAGGUGCAGGUCCUUGGUCUCACCUGGAUACGGCCCGGAUCCGGUUGACUACGGUGAACCUCGGGAUAAACAGAAAGACUAAUAUUAGCGUAGAUGCCAUUCUUCUUCUGAUGUAACGAGUACAUCAGGUGUUAUAGGAAGUGUUCCCGGUUCCGGCUGACCUAAUUUAUGCAGCCUAAUAAUCCUUUAACGGAUUUGAAAAUAUAAAUUGGUAAUGUGUUAUGUGUAUGCCAGGUUAAAGAGAUGCGUUUUUAGUCUAGAUUUAAACUGACAGAGUGUGUCUGCUUCCCGAACAAUGCUAGGAAGAUUGUUCCAGAGUUUAGGUGCCAAACAGGAGAAGGAUCUACCACCUGCAGUUGAUUUUGAUAUUCUAGGUAUUAUCAGCUGGCCUGAAUUCUGAGAUCGCAAUAGACGUGAAGGACUAUAAUGAAUUAGGAGCUCGCUCAGGUACUGGGGAGCUAAACCAUUUAGUGCUUUGUAAGUAAUUAGCAAGAUUUUAAAAUCUAUACGAUGUUUAACAGGAAGCCAAUGCAGUGUUGACAGAACUGGGCUAAUAUGGUCAUACUUCCUGGUUCUAGUAAGAACUCUAGCUGCUGCAUUUUGUACGAGCUGUAGUUUAUUUAUCAGGCGAGCAGAACAACCACCCAGUAGAGCAUUACAGUAAUCUAGCCUUGAGGUCAUGAACGCAUAAACUAACUGUUCUGCAUUUUUCAUUGAGAGCAUAUGUCGUAGUUUAGAUAUAUUUUUAAGAUGGAAGAAUGCGGUUUUACAGAUGCUAGUAACAUGGCCUUCAAAUGAAAGAUUGGUAUCAAAGAGCACACCCAGUGUCACGAUCACCGUCUGUUCCUGUCAGUUCCUGGACUCCAUUUCCCACAAUCCUCCCUUCCAAUCACAUGCACCAAUCACCAAUUGCCACACACACCUGCAGAUCAUUACCUGGACUAUUUAAGACACACACACACACACCCUUUGCGAAGUCUUGAUUUGCCGUGGUGAUCAUUACUGAGCGUUUUCUUGUGGACUGUUUCCUGGUUUCCGUUUGGAUUGUUUAUUCUUUGUGAUUCUCUGCUGCCUGCCCUGAACCUUGCCUGUGUACUGGACUGUGUUUGUUUGCCGCCUGCCCUGAUCUCUGCCUGUGACCUGAUACUGUUUGUCUGCCGCCUGCCUCGACCAUUGCCUGUCCUUGUUUAUGUUCCUGCCUUUGCCCCUGUCUACCUGUGUAAAUACUGUUCUUAACAAAGCUUGCAAAUGGAUCCCCGCUCUGCCGACCCAUCGUUACAGAAGACUUCGCCAACACAUGGAUCCAGCGGCUUUCCUGGAGAACACUGGCCCUGUAUGAACAUUGCACAAUUAUUAUUAUGGCUCAAGCAGGGCACCCGGUCGUUGGAGGAAUACAUCAGAGAAUAUAUGGAUGUUGCAUAUGGUUCAGAUCUGCCGGACUGUGUACUGAUAGACUUUUUCUGUGAGGGUGUUAAUCAGCCACUUAAGACACAAUUGAUUCGUGAGGGACCUCGUUCCUCUCUUAGUCAUUUUUUGGAGUUUGCUUUAAUGAAUGUGGGCUCUCCAUUUACUGUGGGUGUCGCGGAGAAAUACGACACCUCGCCGAAUCAUGUAAUGGCCGCCGCGCCAGAGAACACGCAUAAAAUGGCGGCCACCAGUACUACAACACCAAGUCAAGUCUCCGCUGAUCUUCGUGAACCAAGUCAAGUCCAAGUUAAACUUCCUGAGUCACGUCCCAUCUCCACUUAUCUUCUAGAAUCACAUCACGUCUCUGGAUCUGUUUGGGAGCGGAGUGGGUUGCGUUCCAGUGUGGCUGAUCCACCGCUGACUUCAGUACGAGCGGCUGGCAUUCCUAAGCCUCCGCCGGCCGCUACGCCAUCAAGCCCGCCGGUUGCUACGCACUCAAGCCCGCCGGUUGCUACGCACUCAAGCCCGCCGGUUGCUACGCACUCAAGCCCGCCGGUUGCUACGCACUCAAGCCCGCCGGUUGCUACGCACUCAAGGCCGCCGGCUGCUACGCACUCAAGCUCGCCGGUUGGUACGCACUCAAACUCUCUGGAUGCUAUGGACAAGAUGGUCGCUUUGCCAGUGCCCACGGGCAAGAUGGCCGCCCCUCCAGUGUCUGUGAACAUAGGGGUCGUUCCAGCCAGUGAGUCCGCUCCAGAGCCCGCUCCAGCCCGUGAGUCAGUCCCAGAGCAGCCCGCUGCCGCCCCAGAGCAGUCCGCUCUUCCUGAUACGGCCACGGAGGCCGUCACCGAGCACCUUGCACUGCCGGCGCCGCCCGAGCGUCUUGCCCUGCCGGCGCCGCCCGAGCGUCUUGCCCUGCCGGCGCCACCCGAGCGUCUUGCCCUGCCGGCGCCACCCGAGCGUCUUAUCCAAGAAACCACCACGGACUCCGUUGAAUUCCCCAAGAACUUUUUUGGGGGGGGCCAUGUACCUGAGGGUGGGGAGCUUGUGGGUGGGGACCCUGCACGGCCGCGAUCAUCAGCGGCCUCCGAACUGCUUGAGCUUGUGGGUGGGGACCUUACACGACCACGGCCUUCAACCGCCUUUGACCUGCUAUGGCCAUCUUCGGACUCUGACCUGCCGUGGCUGCCCGAGCCACCUGACCUGCCGUGGUUGCCCGAGCUACCUGACCUGCCAUGGCCUCCCGACACUCCUGACCCGCUGUGGCUGCCCGUGGCUCCUGACCCGCCGUGACUGCCCGUGGCACCUGACCCGCCGUGGCUGCCCGUGGCACCUGACCCGCCGUGGCUGCCCGUGGCACCUGACCCGCCGUGGCUGCCCGAGUUCCUGGAUCUGCAUUGGAGACCUUGUUCCUGUCUACGUCUCCAAUGCACCCACCCCCCCUCCCUAUCUGUGCCAUUUAUGCCGCGGAAUGGCAAUCAUACAAUCAUGAUUUAUUAUUUCAAUUCACCAUUCAACUGUUUUUCUCUUUGAAUAUAGGCUCCCACUACCAUUUCUGUAAAUUUGAUGUAGUUAUUGUAUAUUUUUAUUAUUUUACAUUAUUUUUUAAAAUAAUUUCAGGAUUUCUAAAAAUCCUUAUCCUUAAUCCUUGACAACUGGAAAUGGUAUGGGCCGGUAGGUGAACAUGUUUUGAAAACUUCAGAUGAGGAUGAUAAAAAGACUGUAUAUAUUUUACAGUUUUUUUAAAGGUAGUGUCUAUUGUUAUUUAGAUUUAAUUACUGUAUUUUUUAGGGAUGUGCUGAUAUCAAUAAACAGCAAACACUGACAAGUAGAUGAACUGAUGACCAAUAAAUUGCCAAUAAAUGAAAUACUAUUUAUAAAAUGAAUGAUUAAAAUUUAAAAUUAGGCCAAAUGCAAAUGCAUUUGUUUCAUUAUUUUAUUUAUAGUUACUAUAAGAUUGUAGUAAUAACAUAGACCUAUAGUCAAUAAUAACAAUAACUAGAAUGUACAUUUCCUGAAGAAAAUGUGAAUGGUGCUUGCAGUGGCAAAACUCGGCACUCGGUUGCUAGGGUGCUGUAAUUGGUUUCUAGGGCGUGGCUAUGAAGUUGCUAUGUCACUACUUAUUGGCUGCUUGAUAGGCCGAGUCAAAAGAGCCCAGCCCCAAGUCUCUAUGACCUUCUGAUCCAAAGAUAUGAUCUCAGAGAUUUUGUGGCAAUGUUAAGUCUAUGGGACUUUUUUCAGCCGAUUUUUCGUACGCUGUGCGAACAUCGUACACCCGAUUGCUUAGAAAAGUCAUAGCACACCUCUCCUCAAUAAACCGGUCGAUUUGACACCUCAUUCAUCGGUCUACGACAAACGGUGCGGGACGAGUUACACGCCAAAGUUUUGUUCAGGUGAAUAGUAAUUACAAUACUAGAAUGUACAUUUCCUGAAGAAAAUGUGAAUGGUGCUUGCAGUGGCAAAACUCGCCACUCUUGAUUAGCAUGAUGCUAACAUAAUUAGCAUGUUGUUAGCAUGUUUUUAGCAAGAUGCUAACAUGAUUAGCAUGUUGCUAGCAUGAUGCUAGCAUUCUUGCCAUGUUGCUAACAUGUUUUUAGCAAGAUGCUAACAUGAUUAACAUGUUGCUAGCAUGUUUUUAACAAGAUGCUAACAUUAUUAGCAUGUUGCUAGCAUGAUGGUAACACGAUUAGCAUGUUGCUAGGAUGAUGCUAACACAAUUAGCAUGUUGCUAGCAUGAUGCUAACACGAUUAGAAUGUUGCUAGCAUGAUGCUAACACAAUUAGCAUGUUGCUAGCAUGAUGCUAACACAAUUAGCAUGUUGCUAGCAUGAUGCUAACACAAUUAGCAUGUUGCUAGCAUGAUGCUAACACAAUUAGCGUGUUGCUAAUGUGAUUUUGGCAAGAUGCUAACAUGAUUAGCAUGUUUGCUAGCAUGAUGCUAACGUGAUUAGCAUGCUACUAGCAUGAUGCUAACUCAAUUAGUAUGCUACUAGCAUGAUGCUAACACAUUUUUACUUGUUUGUGUCAUGUAUAAAACCUAAGCUAAUUGCUAUUAGCACGUAGCUAUUCACUGCUAGCAUGUGUAGCAUGUUGCAAGUCCAGUUUGCUAGCAUGAGUCAAAAAGAACCAACCGCCAUGUCUCUACGAUGUUCUGAUGCAGAGAUAUAGGUCUUUCAAAACGGUUGCUAGGGUACUCUGUUUGGUUGCUAGGGAGUGGCUUGGCAGCUGCCAAUGAUGAUACUCCAAAGGCUGCUUGCCAAUAUAAACCAACCCCCAUGUCUCUACGAUGUUCUGAUACAGAGAAAUAGGCCUUGCAAAAUGGUUGCUAGGGUACUCUAUUUGGUUGCUAGGGAGUGGCUUAGCAGCUGCCAGUGAUGAUACUCCAAAGCUGCUUGCUAGUAUGAAUGAUAUAAACCAACCACCAUGCCUCUAUGAUAUUCAGAUUUGAAGAUAUCCCUCUAUGCUUUGGGUUGCUAGGGUGCUCUAAAUGGUUGCUAGGGCGUGGCUAUGAAGUCUUGAAGGUGACUCGUGACUGGCCGUAUGCUGCACCGAGUUAAAUGAGCCCACCCUCAUGUUUCUAUGACACUUCCAUCCAAAGAUAUUCCUUUGAUCUUUUUCAAUGGAAGUCUAUGGAACUUGUUGCUAUGGUGCUCUAUAUGGUUGCUAGGGCGUGGCUUGAUAGCUUCACAAUGAUCCUGAGAGACUGAUUGGUUGCCUGAGUAAAAUGAGCCCACCCCCUUGUCUCUAUAACACUGUGAUCCAGAGUGAUGUUCAAUACAAAAUCCCUAUGUAAUUUACCAUAGUAGGAAAAACACACUGUUUCAUGGGCACGGCUUCACCAUAGUAAGUCUAUGGGGCCACUUUGGGCAGCUCUUGCGCCCCAGGGGUACAACUUACACCCCAUUUUGAGGUAUGGUCUGACAGAGACUGUCAGCCUCUUCAAACGUGGUAACCCACAUGUUUCUACGAAAUUCUUGUUAGGAGCUAUGACUCGUCAAAGUUCGUCGCAAUGUUAAGUCAAUGGGAUUUUUCGGCUACUUUUUCGCCCGCCGGGCGAACAUCGUACACCCGAUCGCUUAUAAAAGUCAUAGCACACCUCUCCUCAAUGAGCCGGUCGAUUUGACACCUCAUUCAUGGGUCUAGGACAAAAACUGCGGGACAAGUUACGCGCCGAAGUUUUGUCCAGAAGAAGAAGAAUAAUAAUAAUAAUAACUAGAAUGUACAUUUCCUGAAGAAAAUGUGAAUGGUGCUUGCAGUGGCAAAAUUGAAACUCGGUUGCUAGGUGGUUGCUAAGGCGUGACUAUGAAGUUAAGUCAAGUCACUACUUGUUGGCUUCUUGAUAGACUGAUUCAGCUGAGCCCAACACCAAGUCUCUAUGAUCUUCUGAUCCAAAGUUAUGAUCUCACAGAUUUUGUCCCAGUGUUAAGUCUAUGGGACUUUUUUCAGCUGAUUUUUUGUCCGCUGGGCAAACUUCGUACACCCGAUCGCUUAGAAAAGUCAUAGCACACCUCUCCUCAAUAAGCCGGUCGAUUUGACACCUCAUUUAUGGGUCUACGACAAACGGUGCGGGACGAGUUACGCGCCAAACUUUUCUCCAGGUGAAUAGUAAU
Molecule: messenger RNA, 6330 nt
Organism: Ctenopharyngodon idella (grass carp)
Lineage: Eukaryota; Metazoa; Chordata; Actinopteri; Cypriniformes; Xenocyprididae
Product: mucin-2-like
Exons: 2
Coding region: 1563-3014 (483 amino acids)
Source: RefSeq, a predicted model, not a curated record